GGCCAGCUGAGCAUCCUUUGACUCCAGCGCUUCGACCCGUGCUUUGCCCUGGACUACCGGAUCUGACUCCGCUGCCCUUUCUAACAGGUUUUCUAAGCUGAAGCAGUUUUUGGGAGCUGCCGAUAUGGUUGGUCUCAGCUACAAAGGAUUGGCAGCCACUCUGCAGAACAUUCUGGAGUAACUGUGUUUGACUGGAACCAUACCUUGUGAACUCUCUAAGGAUGAGAGUCUGUGCUAAGUGGAGGCUGCCGCUGUCACCCUGGCUGCUUCUGGCCUGUGUGCUAAUGGUCUGCUGUAAGCUGAUGUCCGCCUCGAGCCAGCACCUCCGGGGACAGGCAGGCCACCACGUCAUCAAGCAGGGUACCUGUGAGGUAGUCGCUGUGCACCGCUGCUGCAAUAAGAACCGCAUAGAGGAACGCUCUCAAACUGUCAAAUGUUCCUGUUUCCCAGGCCAGGUGGCCGGCACAACUCGAGCGCAGCCUUCUUGUGUUGAAGCUUCCAUUGUGAUUGAGAAGUGGUGGUGCCACAUGGAUCCUUGCUUGGAAGGAGAGGACUGCCGAGUCCUUCCGGACUCCUCGGGUUGGUCCUGUAGCAGUGGCAAUAAAGUCAAAACCACUAAGGCAAGUACGAACAAAAGGUAA
Chionomys nivalis (European snow vole) is the source of this 641-nucleotide messenger RNA. RefSeq names its product TAFA chemokine like family member 4 (gene Tafa4). Gene Ontology annotation, molecular function: receptor ligand activity. The coding region runs from base 222 to 641 and encodes 139 amino acids. NCBI's taxonomy places the organism in Eukaryota, Metazoa, Chordata, Mammalia, Rodentia, Cricetidae. Gene Ontology annotation, biological process: phagocytosis; macrophage chemotaxis. The transcript is spliced from 5 exons. The record is from RefSeq and is a predicted model, not a curated record.